UCGUUCAGUCACUGUUGGACCGGUGCCACGUUCGGAUGGGUGGACCGACGACGCUUUUCCACUGCUCUAACCAGCUUUAGUGUUCAGAAGCUAAAAUUCAAUAGUGAAACGAUUAGUUACAGAUUUAUCAUACCGUGGUGGUGAGUCAGUUACGCUAGACACGCGAAAGCAUACCAGCGCUUGCUUUGUUGUUCCACCGCUACACGUGUGUAGUGGUGAGAUGGUUCCCAACAUCAAACGCUCUUUGGGGUAGUCGAGAGCAGCUGCAGCUUUGUGCUUGGAGCACGGCCAAUCCGAAUUGCGUGUUGGGGAUAGCAAACGCACGGAACAAGAUACAACAUCAGUUGUGUUGAUAAACAUUCCCUCCGGUUUGACAGUCGCGACUACUGUUGGCCCUAUCAACAUCAAGCCAUCAGCUCUGCGUGUGUGUACUGUAGCUAACGAAAUAAAGGCAAAUACUAGGGACUGCACUAUCUCAAUCGGUCCGCGGAAUACGCCUUGUUUGCUAGAUAUAGAGGCAGCAGUGAAUCCGGGUGUGUUACCUCCGCGUUCGGCCAUUCAUUUGUUGCUCGUGAAGCAGCACCGUGGAAGAGCAAGUCCAGCAAGGUUGGCCAACAAUUAAGCCCCGAAAACCCAUCUACCGAGUGUAAAAAGUGAGUGAAAUUUAUGUAAAAAUGUGCAAUCAAUGUGGAUAAAUCAGUGCCAGCAUCAUCAUCCGCGCAAUGUUGCUUCGACAGCCUUUUUUUUCGUACGCAAUUCCACGCUCUCUCGCUGUUUCUCUCGCGGUUUUUGGUUGUGUGUGUGUGUGCGUUGAGAAGAGGCUUUGUAGGUGAAAUCCACAAUUGCUUCGAUAUACACGUGUCCGGUUUGAUUGUGUUGGAUGGGAGAUCUAGUCAUCGCUGGAGUGUUGUUGUUGUUGCCUAGGGAAUGCAAGUGUUUGGUGGAAAUUUUUGAACUUGUGUGUUUGUGUGUAUGUGUGUGUUUGUGAACGUUUGUUUAGUCAGCUGUUUAUCAUGCGGUUUGUUUGAUACGAAACGAGCAAUUAUCAUUCGAACAUAGAAGCACAACGCACUAUGCGCGAGAAGACGCGGGGGACGGAUCACCAGUUUGGCUAACAAGUGAUUAAAUAAACUUCAACAAAAUGGCCAACACGGGCAACAAAGUGCCACUCGCAAACGGCAGCACAACAGUCCACCGCUAUGGUGCCACGUCGGAUACAAGAACGGUAGUGCCUGCAGUGAACGGAAUAGAUCCCCACACCGAUCCCGGCACGCCAACGUUUCCGGCCCACCCCACCACAGUCGACAUGGAGCGCGCCCAGCUCGAAAAGCGUUCCACACUGAAGAUGUGCGAAAAGAUCGGCUAUGGGUUGGGCCAUGUGUACAACGAUCUCUGUGCCGGCAUCUGGUUCAGCUACACGUUACUGUUCAUGCAGGGUGCGCUGGGAAUGCCGGCAGCCGAAGCCGGUGCGAUGGUGAUGUUGGGGCAGGUUGGUGAUGCUAUUGCGACACCGAUCGUGGGCCUGCUGACGGAUCGGUACGGAACGAAGCGACAGUGGCAUAUAGCAGGCACCUUUAUAGUAUUUCUUACAUUCCCGAUGAUAUUUUCCCUGUGUCCCUGGUGCACGGUAGCGCCCCACUGGUGGGAAAUUCUGUACUUCGUAAUCGUGAUACUUGCCUUCCAGUUCGGGUGGCCAAUCGUACAGGUGACGCACCUUGCCAUGAUACCGGAACUGUCGCGGACGCAGAAGGAUCGGUCAGAUCUAACUGCCAUCCGGUACUCGGUGUCGAUCGUGUCCAAUGUGGUGGUGUACAUCGUUACUUGGGCGGUUUUACGAAGUCGUACAAGCACCGACAAUCAGAUUGGACCCGGUGAUGCGUAUCGGUUUCGGGACAUUUCGCUUAUUCUUACGCUGGUCGGCGUGUCCAUGUCGGUUCUGUUCAACUUUUCGCUCACAUUCAGCGGGUACGAACAUCGACGAAACACAGCGCUACAGCACAACAUCAUCCGUCCGUCCGCACCACGAGCCGAAACGGACAUUGAGCGAGAGUCACUGUUGGGGCCGGAUCAGAGACAAGCGAAUGGGCAGUUGGCAGGAUCCUCUAGCGCGCUGGACACGAUCGUACAGCGUAAACCAAAGAAAAACUUCUUCAAAUCACCUCUGCUGUAUCAGAAUGCCUUACUGUACGUCUUUUCGAGACUUUUCAUGACAACCUCACUCGUGUACAUGCCACUUUGGUUGGACGAACGUGCCUAUCAGCCGGAUGUGACACCGGCCGAAAACAACGCCAAUGUUGAGCAUCUCGCCACGGUUCCACUUGUCUCGUUUCUUGCCUCGUUCGUUGCAUCGCUAAUUCUGAAGUACACCAAUCGCUUCGUGGGUAACAGUUUGGUGUACUUCGUGGGGUCCAUCAUCAGCACCAGUGUGUGUCUGUGGAUCGCACUCACGCCCGGUUCGGGAUCAUUCAGUACUGUGUCCUUAUUUCUGAUCGCUUCCCUGUUCGGGGCCGGCAGUUCCAUCACGAUGAUUAGCAGCUUGUGCAUUACCGCUGACAUGAUCGGGAAGCAUGCGGACCAGGGUGGAUUCAUCUAUUCGGCCGUUACGUUUGCAGACAAGCUGAUCACCGGUGUGGUGGUGGUGAUCAUCGAGUCGGUGAAAUGUCACGAUCGUUCCGAAUGUCCAGAGUAUUAUAGAGGAGUGCUAUCAUACGGGUGCGGACUGGCGGCCAUCCUGGGAUGUCUUACGCUGGCCACCUUACUGUGUACUACCGCGACUACCCGGAGAAGGAAUCGGUAGUGCAUGGUGCCGAAUGAAAUUCCACACUUUUUACUAUAGGCUCAGUUACGUUUUUAUGCAAUUGUUUUAUGUUUUUAAUUAUUUUAGUUUACGCUCUAAUUUCCGUGAAAAGUGGUAUAUUUUUAAAUGCUAUGCAGUAAAGCAAUUAUAUAUUAGUAGGCAAA
Anopheles stephensi (Asian malaria mosquito) is the source of this 2961-nucleotide messenger RNA. Its product is annotated as major facilitator superfamily domain-containing protein 12-like. The record is from RefSeq and is a predicted model, not a curated record. Lineage: Eukaryota; Metazoa; Arthropoda; Insecta; Diptera; Culicidae. Gene Ontology annotation, molecular function: symporter activity. Gene Ontology annotation, biological process: carbohydrate transport; transmembrane transport. The transcript is spliced from 6 exons. The coding region runs from base 1142 to 2797 and encodes 551 amino acids. Gene Ontology annotation, cellular component: membrane.